Molecule: messenger RNA, 3009 nt
Organism: Penicillium chermesinum
Lineage: Eukaryota; Fungi; Ascomycota; Eurotiomycetes; Eurotiales; Aspergillaceae
Product: ATP-binding mismatch repair protein PMS1
Exons: 5
Coding region: 1-3009 (1002 amino acids)
Biological process (GO): mismatch repair
Cellular component (GO): MutLalpha complex
Molecular function (GO): mismatched DNA binding; ATP binding; ATP-dependent DNA damage sensor activity
Source: RefSeq, a predicted model, not a curated record
AUGGCGACCAUUAAGGCCAUAGAGGCCCGCUCGGUCCAUCAAAUCCAGUCUGGACAGGUCAUCACCGAUCUCUGCUCCGUCGCGAAGGAACUCGUUGAGAACAGUCUCGAUGCAGGCGCAACCACUCUUGAGAUACGCUUCAAAAACAACGGGCUGGACCUGAUCGAAGUGCAAGAUAAUGGUGGCGGGAUAUCCCCUGAAAACUACGAGAACGUCGCCCUGAAACACUAUACGUCCAAACUUUCCUCCUAUGAUGACCUGGCGAGCCUCCACACUUUCGGUUUCCGCGGGGAGGCCCUCUCGUCCCUUUGCGCCCUCGCAGACUUUCAAAUUGUGACCGCCCAGGCUAAUCAAGCGCCACGCGCGAACCGACUCGAAUUUGAGGUGUCCGGCAAACUCCGCAAAACACAGAUAGUGGCAGGGCAGAGAGGUACAACCGCAUCGGUCGCGGGUAUCUUCAAAAGACUACCCGUCCGUCGACGCGAAUUGGAAAAGAACAUAAAGCGAGAGUAUGGGAAAGUCCUGAGCCUACUGCAUGCAUAUGCCUGUAUCAGUACCGGUACAACGAAAGAGAACAUUACGAAUAUCUACGGUGCAAAGACGCUGGCUGCGUUGAUCCCUCUGGAUCUAGAUCUGGAAUUCAAGCCGUCAAUGCCCACACAACGCGUCAGCGGCGAGGAGCAGACAAACAGGAUCCACGUUCGCGGCCAUAUAUCGCGCCCUGUUUUUGGCGAAGGGCGCCAAACUCCAGAUCGGCAGAUGUUCUUCGUGAACUCGCGGCCUUGCGCCCUGCCGCAGAUAGCGAAAGCUUUCAACGACGUCUAUAAGUCAUUUAACGUGUCUCAGUCACCAUUUAUAUUUGCGGAUUUACAAAUGGAUACGAGUGCCUACGAUGUGAAUGUGUCACCGGACAAGCGGACGAUUAUGCUGCACGAUGCUGGUGCCAUGAUCGAGUCUUUGAAAAUCUCCCUUGCGCAGAUGUUUGAAGCCGCCGACCAGACGGUGCCGCAGUCUCAAAUCCUAGGCUCUAAAGCCUCAGGGACCAAGCAGCAGGCUUUGGGAGCCCUGCCUGGCUUUGUAACAGCAAAACAAGCCAGUCAGGAUAUGAACGAACCCCCUGCUACACCUAGGCGGGAGCAGAGCAGGAGUGACGUUGAAAUACCUGAAACUCAGCAGACUGGCCAGAACUUCAUCCAGAGGGUUUCGAGCCCGCAAGCGGGUGCCAGUGACACGAAUUUCCCUUCCACCCCUACGAAACCUGCAUGGGAGACAGGACGACAGCCCAAGCCACCUAGUAGGGUUAUUUCUCCGAUUCUGGAAGAAGAGCGGCCUUCCUCUCCUAGAGCUGAACCUGAAGCUCGAGAUACACCUGAUAAUCCCGAUCCACCUCAGCCCAAUGCUGGGCCGGAAGAUGAAAUGCUGGAGCAUUCAUCUCAGGCACUAGAUAUAAGCACGAACCCUAUGGCGGAGACAGAGGAGGAAACUCCAAAUGUGGUUCAGAAUGCAUUUGACCGUAUGCGACCUCGGCGACUCCCUGCCGAGAUGGCCACAAUUACCAUUGGGGAUCGUGUGGUGACGUCCAUGGUUGGCAGUGGUCAUCCGCGGAAAAGACGCUCAGACUUUGGUUCAGCUGCUAAAGAGCCUCGGCAAAGUAAACGGAAGAUCCACAAGCCUUCUCGUCCUGGCAUUUUUGGAGAUCAUAUGAAGGCCUUUGCCGCCCCUGGGACGCAAGCAGACGGGGGCGACACAGAGGUUGAUGAAGAAGAUGAACUAGUGGAUGAUGUUGCCGAAGAGUAUUCCGAGGAAGACGCUUCAGUUGAAGCAGAAAUUGAAGAAUCAGCAGAUGAUAUCGGAGAAGCUGAAGAUCUUGCACCCGAGGACGGGGAAUAUGUUCCCCUGGAAACUGCGUCGCCUCGGCCAUUGGAAAAUGAAGUGAACUCUGUUGAUGAGUCUCACACGGAAAACAAUGGGGAAACGGAGGAAGAAAAGAAAGCUCGAGAGGACAAGAUGGUUCAGCGCCUCAUCCAUCAAGCAGAAGAGACAGCAGUGGUUUCAGACGAGAACAGUACCGCUCGUGCAAAUAAGAUGAACAAGGGUGCCAUACAUCGUGACACGACAGUCAAUCUCAUUGGCACCAUCGAUGCCUCGGUUUCUCGGCUCCAGUCUCAAAUCACCCAGCUGCGAAAAUCGCUCACUUCGCAACCCACUUCAUCUCAGCCGCAGGAGCUUGCUCCGGGUGACGAGAAGACGGUUGAAGAUCGCCUGUCACUGACUGUCAGCAAAGCAGACUUCGCGCGCAUGCGAAUUGUCGGACAGUUCAAUCUUGGCUUCAUCCUCGCCGUUCGACCGGGUGGGGACCACGACGAGCUUUUUAUUAUCGACCAGCAUGCAUCCGACGAAAAGUUCAACUUUGAGCGCCUUCAAGCGGAGACGGCCGUCCAGCAUCAGCGACUUGUCCGCCCACAGCGUCUUGACUUGACUGCCGUCGAAGAAGAAAUCGUCAUCGAGAAUCGAGCGGCGCUGGAGAAGAACGGCUUCAUAGUAACAGUGGACGAGAGCGGCGAUGAGCCUAUCGGACGACGAUGUCAACUUGUUUCACUCCCUCUUAGCAAAGAGGUAGUCUUUGGUUCUCGUGACCUCGAAGAACUCAUCGUCCUCCUUUCCGAAGCCCCUGUUACAAACGGUGCCUCUGUGCCUAGGCCGAGUAAGGUGCGAAAGAUGUUUGCCAUGCGGGCCUGUCGGUCGAGUAUCAUGAUUGGGAAGACCUUGACAACCCGUCAGAUGCAGCGUGUCGUGCACAACAUGGGAACUAUUGAUAAACCAUGGAACUGUCCGCAUGGCCGGCCAACCAUGCGACACCUGAUUAGUCUUGGACAGUCGGAAGCCUGGGAUGAGUACGAGGAGCUUCAUCCGGAUGUGGAGAUUGAUACAGAUGAAGCCCAGCCAGUGGGCUUGGAUGUAUGGAAGCGCUUUCUCGAGGGUGAAAAGGACGAAGAAUCUGAUUCAUGA